Molecule: messenger RNA, 543 nt
Organism: Trichoplax adhaerens
Lineage: Eukaryota; Metazoa; Placozoa; Uniplacotomia; Trichoplacea; Trichoplacidae
Exons: 2
Coding region: 1-543 (180 amino acids)
Biological process (GO): cellular response to oxidative stress; cell redox homeostasis; hydrogen peroxide catabolic process
Cellular component (GO): mitochondrion; cytoplasm; peroxisome
Molecular function (GO): thioredoxin peroxidase activity
Source: RefSeq, a predicted model, not a curated record
AUGACUUCGGUGUCACUUGUAACUACAUUUGCUCGAAGAUUUUCUUCGACAUCUCGCUUAUUGCAGAUUCAAGUUGGAGACAAAUUACCAUCAAUAGCGUUACAUCAAAAUAGUCCUGGUAACAAGGUAGACAUAAGGCAGCUAUUUGCUAAUAAGAAAGGAAUAUUAUUUGCUGUACCUGGCGCUUUUACUCCAGGAUGUUCCAAGACCCAUUUACCUGGUUAUCUUCAACAUUACGACAAUUUUAAAUCCAAAGGCAUUGAUGUUAUUGCAUGCGUGUCUGUCAAUGAUGCCUUUGUUGUGGAUGCUUGGAGUAAAAGCAAUAACGUAGAUGAUCGACUUGAAAUGCUAGCUGAUACAUCUGCGCAAUUUACCAAGUCUGUUGGACUCGAUUUUGAUGCUACUCCAGUUUUAGGCAACAUUCGAUCGAAAAGAUAUGCGAUGAUCAUAGAAGACACAGUGGUAAAACAGAUUAAUGUUGAACCUGAUGGCACGGGACUUAGUUGCAGUUUGGCUCAGAAUAUUUUAGAGCAAUUAUCAUAG